Molecule: messenger RNA, 402 nt
Organism: Striga hermonthica
Lineage: Eukaryota; Viridiplantae; Streptophyta; Magnoliopsida; Lamiales; Orobanchaceae
Source: the annotation of a GenBank genome assembly
AUGGCGCUCGCUCUGCCCAAUGCCUUCCUCAACAACAACCUCUCGCCUCCUUCGGUUUCUCUCCACUCCAAGGCGAAGCGUGUAGUGGGCCGCAAUCAUAUGCGGGUGAGCUGCAGGAAGAAGGACAUACACCCCGAAUUCUACGACGACGCCAAGGUUUACUGCAACGGUGAGCUGGUGUUGACGACGGGCGGGACCAAGAAGGAGUACGUCGUCGACGUUUGGUCAGGUAACCAUCCCUUUUACCUUGGUACUCGCACUCACCUUUUUGCGGAAGUCGAUCAAGUCGAGAAAUUUCGCAAGAGGUUUAGUGGGCUCGACCAUCUUAUGGAGAUUCCUGUUCUCAAAGGAGAGAUUGUUCUUCCUCCUAAGAAGAAAUCUGGGAAAGGCAAAAAGAAGUAG